This is a messenger RNA of Scomber japonicus (chub mackerel), 4046 nucleotides long. RefSeq names its product E74-like factor 2b (ets domain transcription factor) (gene elf2b). Gene Ontology annotation, biological process: regulation of transcription by RNA polymerase II; cell differentiation. Gene Ontology annotation, molecular function: DNA-binding transcription factor activity, RNA polymerase II-specific; sequence-specific DNA binding. The record is from RefSeq and is a predicted model, not a curated record. The transcript is spliced from 10 exons. The coding region runs from base 369 to 2471 and encodes 700 amino acids. NCBI's taxonomy places the organism in Eukaryota, Metazoa, Chordata, Actinopteri, Scombriformes, Scombridae. Gene Ontology annotation, cellular component: nucleus.
GGCCGCGGCUUUGCUCAUUUACUGUCCCGCUUUCAACAGCAGCAGAUCCGCGGACCUCACACACGUCUGUCCGGAGGCUCUGGGGCUCCUUUCGUCAUGAAAACCAGCAGCUAACGUUAACGUUUGGGUUAGCGGCAGCGGGAGCAGAGCGGAGCCUGAGUCCGGAGAGGAGGAGAAGAGGAGAGGUUACUGGAUGUCACAAUCUGACAAGGAGCAAACUCUCAUUAGCUGAGCGGCCAACGACCAGUUGCUGCCUGUGAACUUAUUUAUCCAGCAAGAGGCUGAAAGAAGCACUUGACGGGGCUACCAGGCGGAGGUGCUGUGGCGAAUCACAGGCUGCCACUGCUGAUCCCUGAGGAGCAUGAGUCAUGACCUCAGUGGUGCUGGUCGACACUGGCGGGAGGGUGGUGCAGUAUGUCACAGCUGUGGAGGACCCCCAGCAGGAGGGUGAGUGUGAGGUGGACCUGGAGCUGGAAGGAGAGGUGGAAGGCGAGUGUGAAGCCGAGGAGGCCUAUGAGGAGGUCGAGGACAGAGAGGAGGCUGAGGACUACCCAGCUGUCAUAGUGGAGGAGGUGCCUGGUGCCUGCCCGGCCGAGGAGCAGAGCUACUCAGCGCAGGUGUUGGUGUAUGAUGACGAGGCGUACCUGAUGCAGGAAGUGGGCGAUGAGCAGGAGGUGGAGACAGAAAGGGAGGCAGUGGAGGCCUCUGUCCAUGGCACCAGUGUUCACUGCUCUGACAAGACCAUUGAGGCUGCUGAGGCUCUGCUACGUAUGGAUUCCCCCUCUAGCCUCAGAGAAGAUCGCAGCCCAGAAGCUUUUGUCCCGCCAUACGUAGCGACACCAGACUUCCUCCAUGCUGCCAUGCGCCCCGACAUGAUUUCAGAGACAGAGGUGGAGAUAACGACGGAGGACUGCUGCGAGGAUGAUGAUGAUGAAGAGAUGGUCACAAUGCUGGAAGAACCAGAACCAGAGCCUGACCACGAGCCUGUGAGGAAGAGGAGAGCUGGACGGAAGCCAAAGACACAUCAGUCAGCUUUUUCCAAUGGCUCACCUGACCUCGGCAUCAAGAAGAAACCAAGAGAAGGGAAAGCAGGAAGCACCACCUACCUAUGGGAGUUCUUGUUGGACCUCCUCCAGGACAAGAACACCUGUCCCAGGUACAUCAAGUGGACCCAGAGGGAGAAGGGCAUCUUCAAACUGGUCGACUCAAAGGCUGUGUCCAAACUGUGGGGAAAACACAAAAACAAGCCAGACAUGAACUACGAGACAAUGGGCCGGGCACUCAGAUAUUAUUACCAACGUGGCAUCCUCGCCAAGGUAGAGGGACAGCGUCUGGUUUAUCAGUUCAAAGAGAUGCCCAAAAACAUCGUCAUCAUCGAUGACGACAAGGCAGACAUGCCUGGCGACGACCAUCUGAUGGGCUCAGACACCGCCUCCUACGAGCGCGUGCCGCCACCGUCAGACAUGCUGCUCCAAGCAACCGAGCUGUCGUCUUCCAAGAGGCCCAACAUCCUGCGGGGGGGCAACAGAGCCAACGUGGUCCAAGCUCCUGUCACGGUUGGCAACAAAACGAUGGCAGGAAGUGGCACGACGGUUACAGGGGUUCCAAGGAUAGUGAGCGUUUCAUCAGCGCCAGACGGAAACCAGCAAUCUCACACGGCUAUCAUCUCAAACGCCGGCGGGCCCAGGACAGUGCGGGUCGCUAUGCAGGUGCCCGUAGUCAUGGCAACAUCGCUGGGUCAGAAGAUCUCUACAGUUGCUGUGCAGCAGCCAGCAGGAACAACGGGGGCUGCCGGCCACACCACCCUCCUCACUAACACUUCUCCUGUCGGCACUGCUGGUGGCACCAACUCCCAACAGAAGGUUGUGAUCCAGACCAUCCCCACCAUGGUCCCAGCCACAGCAGAGAACGGAGAUAAGAUCACAGUCCAGCUGGCUAAGAUUAUCACAAUCCCAGCUCACCAGUUAGCUCAGUGUCAGCUCCAGGGCUCCACGGGUUCGGCCAAGCACAGUGUCGGGGCUUCGCCAGCGGGCAUCAGCCUCCUCGGAAGCCCCCUGACGGUGCGGACCCUGGCUCCUGUCAACGUCGCCCCAGGAGCGCAAGUGAUGAGACUCACAGUGCCGACACAGGGGCAGCAACAGACUCUGGUGGUGUCGCAGCCGGGAAGCGUCGGCAGCGGGGUAGUCACGGUAACGACAGCCAACCAGACGAUGACGGCGCAGCCUCGCAUCAUCAGUGGCGUCAUCAAUGGCUCAGAGCUGGUGAUAGGAGGGCCAGGCACCGGAGGGGUCUCUGUGGAGAAGCUGAAGGCUGCGGGUCUGCAGGUCCAAGCUGUUCAGGUGCCAAUGACGAUGGCAGUCCAACAGAACCAGGCGAACCCCAAAACCAACAAAUCAGAUGCGGUAGAUGCUGAGGUGGUAAUCAAACUGGAAACACCUGACGUGAUAAAGACAGAAGAACCCGAGUGUUGAAACACAUACGUCUACCAACAUCCAUGGUUACCUUCUCCCGCAGAGAGGGUUACUUUGUACAUGUGUGAAGUCAUUUUUUGACUCUUGUAAUAACCAGCAGCAGUCUGUGAGACUUUAAAGACUCCUGAAGGCCUAUUUUUUUUUUUUUUUUAGUCCCGAACCCGUCUUCACUUAAUCUUCCCUGUUGCUGCCUAGAACUUUACCUAACUGAGCCGGUCUCCCUCAGAACCACACUGAAAAACCUCUUUGAGCGAAACAGUUGUGUAUGGAGCUCCAGCUGCGCCCUGCAACAUAGGAAUACACACAAAAGACUUUUAAAGGGACUCGUUGGGGCAAAAGGUAAAAGGGACCAACAUUGAUCACUACAGUUAACGCCUUGUAAAUGGAUAUCGCUAUCACUGACUCAAAUUGGGAAAACAGAUGCACUACACUACAUGAUAUGGCAAAUAAUUACAACUAACCAAAAUGUGAACUAUCAAUUAAAAAAAAAAAAAAAAAACACAGCGGGGGAAGGGGAGGGUAUAAAAGAUUUUUCUAGAGAUCUUCUUUUGUAUUGAAUUUUUGUCUCUACCGAUGUUAAAACCAGCAACUUUUUUUUGUUUGUUUGUUUUUACUUAUAUCACUGUGCAGAUCAAGUGUGGGUGGUGCUAUAGUAUGUGAGAGAGCGAGAGAUGGAGAGAAAGAGAGAGAGAGAGAGAGAGAUGGGGAGAGAAAGAGAAAGCAGAGCUGCGAGAAGCUCUAACAGAGAAAGAUAUCAGACAGAAUGGUCAUGUAUGUACAUAUAUACAUAAAUAUAUAUAUAUUUACCUACUAUACAGUUUACGGAGCUAAAGUUAACAGAGCAGCCUUAGAUUGGAAUUUUGACUUUUUUUUUUUUUUUUUCAUGUAUUGUCUGAACGGUAAGCUGAAAUAUUUGUUUUUUUGUGUUUUGAUACCUUGUACCAAGCACAGUAUUACUGAAACGAAGGGGAACUAAUACUUUUUUCUACGAUGAUUAGUUCUUCUGUCUGUCAGGCUGUUAAUGCUAAUGUAGAUCGAAUCUUCAUCAUACUGUAGAUGAGCAGUCAAAUUGCUUGUAGUGCAUCCUCCAGCGUCUAGGGGCAUUUGGCAAAAACAAUCUUGGCUCAGUACUUCUUUUUUUCUUUUUCUGACAAACCAACACAUCUUGACUGCGUGGUAACAAAAAAAGUCCACACAGUAAUUAAAUAGAGAUGCACAUCAACUGGAAGAUCCAGAAUGAAUUUAAACAAUUAUUUUAACUAUUAAAAAAAAACAGGCGUUGGAAAUUGCGCAGCUUUAUGUAAAACGACUGACAAAGUCAAGCGUGUCAUCCCAGGUCACUUUACAUCUCGAUUAAACAGAGGGUCAAUUUGCCAGGUGAGUCUCUGCCCUGACAUUUCAUUUAUUAUCAUUUUUUUUAUCUGAAAAGAGGGAAGAUGGAGAGAAAGAUGUUUGUGUUCAGACUGAACUGUUUGUAUAUUCAACAUUUGAAGUAUAUUCUAUUUUGUUGUACUCUUGUUUCAAAGUGUAUUAAAGUAGAUUUUACUGAAAUAUAAAAAGACAUUUGAAACCUCA